AUGAAUACAUGGGGUCCAUGAAGACCAACUAUAGCUGGGGCCUUUUCUUAAUAGGAAAUGCUCCGCUAUAGAUUUCAAGAAAAACCAAAAAGCAACCGGCCACUACUCUCUCGGCUCUCUCACAAUCACCACCAAAGCAGAACAAAAACAAAAGAGAAGGCAGGCCAGAUUAAGGAAAAAAAACAAAACAACUGAAAAAAUGUUGAGAAGGCUUCAGUUAUACUCCACUCGCCAAACCGUCUUGGCUCUGAAACUUUCUUCUCUUUUCUUUCUCUUAUUUUGUCUUAGUAGCCAUGGAUAUCCCAUCAACGUGUUCAUCUAUGCAGGCUGCUCUCAAGAAAAAUCCCAACCCAAUUCACCCUUUGAAGGAAACCUCAACUCUUUUCUAACAUCGGUUGUUAGCUCGUCUUCUCAAGUGUCUUACAACAGCUUCGCUGUAGGAAAUGGAAGUUCUACCUCCCCGGAAGGCACCAUAUAUGGCUUAUACCAGUGCAGGGGAGAUUUGAAGAUUUUUGACUGUUCGAAAUGCAUUGAAAGUGCAGCUAAUCAAAUAGGAUUAGUCUGCCCAUAUUCUUAUGGCGCUUCUUUGCAACUCGAGGGCUGCUACGUAAGAUACGAGCAUGUUGAUUUCUUGGGGAAGCUUGACACAAGUCUUACGCAUACUAAGUGCAGUAAAAGUGUAAGCGAUGAUGUUGAGUUCUUUAGGCGUAGAGAUGAUGUUCUUGCUGACUUGCAAGGGGCAAUUGGCUUUCGAGUCAGCAGUUCAGGAUUAGUACAAGGUUUUGCGCAGUGUGCGGGGGAUUUGAACCCAACUGAUUGCGCUUCUUGCCUUGCGGAUGCUGUUGGAAAGUUGAAGAAUGUAUGUGGAUCAGCUGCCGCAGCCGACGUGUUUUUGGCGCAGUGUUAUGCUCGGUACUGGGCUUCUGGCUACUAUAAUUCUGCUUCAGAUUCCUCUAACGAGGAUCAAGCGGGGAAAACAGUAGCAAUUAUUGUUGGGGUACUAGCAGGUGUAGCCGUUCUGAUCGUUCUUCUCUCAAUUUGCCGAAGAACAAUGGGUUAAGGAAAUAUAUAGAUCAAGAUGAGCUUAAUUCCUUAAUUUGAUCCGUAAGUAGAAGCUGGUCAUGGUUUAAAAGGUUUGCAAAUGUUUGUUCUGAUACUCUUGUAACAGCUUAUAAGUCAAUAUUGUACUUUUCUCGUAAUUUUCAUACAAAA
Juglans microcarpa x Juglans regia is the source of this 1212-nucleotide messenger RNA. RefSeq names its product plasmodesmata-located protein 8-like. NCBI's taxonomy places the organism in Eukaryota, Viridiplantae, Streptophyta, Magnoliopsida, Fagales, Juglandaceae. The record is from RefSeq and is a predicted model, not a curated record. Gene Ontology annotation, cellular component: plasmodesma. The coding region runs from base 200 to 1060 and encodes 286 amino acids. The transcript has 3 exons.